This is a messenger RNA of Chelonus insularis, 2021 nucleotides long. Its product is annotated as formin-like protein 14. Lineage: Eukaryota; Metazoa; Arthropoda; Insecta; Hymenoptera; Braconidae. Gene Ontology annotation, cellular component: actin filament. Bases 333 to 1595 code for a protein of 420 amino acids. The record is from RefSeq and is a predicted model, not a curated record. The transcript has 6 exons. Gene Ontology annotation, molecular function: actin binding. Gene Ontology annotation, biological process: actin filament polymerization.
UCGGGCCUAAAGUGUUAUAAAUAUAUUUGCACUCGUGGGUGGUGAACGAUCUAGUGUAUUUGACAAUUAAUUGUUUCUUUUCAAUAAAUAACCUAGAUUCUGAAAAGUUUUCGUCUAAACAAAGCAUACGAAGUAAAGUUUUAUUACAAUUUAUGUUAGGAAGGCUUUAAUUGGUGACAUGAAUAGCAAGUCAGGUGAAUUUUGAUGAUUCAAGGUCCUACACAUUGACAAAUCUUCAACUCUGUGGGAGUGGAGAUAACAUAGUUUGGCUUACAAUAAAAAGAUGUUCGAAAUAAAUCACGGCACUCCUAAAUUAUAUUUAAAUAAUCAUAAUGUCAGCACCACCGCCACCUCCACCCCCUGCAUUUAAUUUAGGAAAUUCGGGUAGCAGUGAUCAGGGGCGAAACCAAUUAUUACAGUCAAUUAGAGCAGGAAAAACUUUAAAAAAAACAGUAACUGUUGAUAAAAGUGCCCCUUGUAUAUCUGGCAAAGUGAAGAAUGGCACGAGCAACAAUUCCACUAUUAAUUCGCCUCAGUCUGGUACCGCUAGUAGUGUUAGUAAUAACAACAACAGUACUCCAAUGGGGCUUGGAGGCUUAUUUGCUGGUGGAAUGCCUAAGUUAAAACCCACAGGUCUCAGAAGUACGAUUGUUGAAAGAGAUUCAUCGACUAUUUCAAAUUCUGGAAAUAAUCCAGCUCUUAGUGCCAAUACUGUUGUAACUAAUAUCAAUACCACUGGUACAAUGAAACGAGGACCACCUCCAGUUCCACCGCCAGCUGCUCAAAAACCCCUUAUAUCUUUACCUCAGCAAAGUACAACGGACGGACCAAAUGAGUCACCAAAUAAAGGCUUUGGGAAGCCAAUGUUAGCUCCAAAACCGCCAGGAACAUCGACAUUACACAAACCACAUCCACCCCCAAAAAAGCCGGAAUUACUUGGAGGAAGUGUAUCGCGAGCACAAAGUAUGCGAUUACCUCGAUCACCACCAGUACUCGCACCAACACCUUCAUCUCUUCAUCAGUCUCAGGAUUGUUUAAAUGAAACCCAGCACAGGCCAAUAAAUCGUGUCUUAAGGCCACCAGUAGCAAGACCACCUUCACCACCUACAUCUAAACCAGCUCCAGCCACACCAGUUUCUCAAGUUCUUCCACCAGCUCCUCCGCAAGGUCCUCCAGUAGCUUCUGUUACAAGAGUGGCGCCGCCUCCUCCUGGAAGACCUACAGUGAUGGCACCCAGUAUGCCUCCACCGCCCCCACCUCCGCCGCAUCGUUCGAAUUUAACUCAUCAAAGACUUGCACCUUUGCCACCAACACCUCCAACUAGAAAUUUAUCAUUGUCUAAUGGGCAAUCAUCAACGAGCAACAAUUCUGCUGAUUUAGAAGUCAGAUUUAGUGAAAUGUUUCAUUCUAUCAUCACUUUUCCAUCACCCGAGCCAUUUCGAGGAGUUCCGAAACUUUACAACAGCAAAAAUGCAGCUAAACAGCAAGCUCCGGCACCACCUCAAUCAAAUCCUAGCCCUAGUUCUGUUCUUCAAUUAAAUGCCUCAGCAGGGGGGAAACAGUGGCAACAUAAUGCAGCGUCAUCAGCAUGUUAAAAUAAUUAUUUGUAAAUUUAACUUGUAUUUAUAAUUAAUAAUACUAAUCAUUAUUAAUUUAUGAAAAAAUAAUUUUUUUGUAUAUAUAUAAAUAAUAUGCCGUAAAUGUCGAAAAAUUUAGUCAUAGCCAUUGGAUAUAUUUAUUUCGAUUGAAGCCAAACGCGAUUAUUACGCGCAAUUAAAUAUAACAGACCACGUUGGUCUAGAUUAAUAUUCAAUAAAUUAAAAAAUUCUAUUGUAUUUGCAAUGUAAUAAUUAUACACUAAAUUGUAAUUCGAUAGUCUUGCAAUGCACUUGUUGUAAAAUGAUAACUUGUAAUAAGUAAAAUUCCAAAUUUUUAUGUAACAUAAUAUUCUGUUUCUAUUUGAUAUUUUGAAUAGCAUCAAGCAGAAACAGAAUCCACUGUAACUAAAUUAACUAUCUCUU